UCCCACUUUAACAUUAAAGGAGUAUGUCAGACACUCUGUGAGCUAUUUUGUUUUGGAUUUCGGACAUGAAAAAGUUCCUGGAAGAGGACUUGUGACGACAGAAGAGGUGUUGCAUUCUAGGUUCCUGCUGAAUUUGCUGUCACCGCCUAACGUCUGAUCCACAGCUGAGCACUGCUCACCCCGUUACGUCAAACAUGGGGCGCCUCCUUAUCACCGCUCUAUGUGCAAAUCCAAGGAAAAGGACUUUGAAAUCAUAUUGCAGAGUGAGAUACACUGUCAGCCUCCUCAGAAGAUACCGAUCUCUGGCCAGAGCGCCGCUCUGCCGGGACUCAUGCAGGCACUCACAGCUGCAGCCACCUCAACGUUUGAGAUUUGCAAGCUCCUUGGACAAUGCAAAGCACAAUAAUACAAGUUUUUUUUCUUCUUCCUGCUCCAGAGAUUUCACCAAAGAAGCCACACAUUUUCACACUGUGCGUUUCUCUUCAUCGUCUAACAGAGAUGCUUUCAAAGCUGAAGCUCCAGCGGGGAUUUCUGAUGAGGCUCUGAACAUUUUUCAAUGGAGGUCACUGGGAGGCCGACUUGGUCAAUCGUUUACUCAACUGUCCAGGCACAUUAACAUGUACUUGAAGAGAAAGAAUGUUGUUGGAUUUGCUGAAAAUGCCCCUUUUGUUGUUGCAGCUCCAGAGUAUCUAGGCCAAUCACAGGGACCUAGGCCAAGUCAACAGACAGCCACAGAUCAAACGCUGUGUGAGAGCAAAGGGAAAUCACAGGCCUUGAAAUGCAAAGGCAAGCAGGAAACAUCAGACAUCAGUUCCUCCACCCAGGAAAUGUCUGGUCUGCAACUAUUUCACAUCAGUGCUUUGGCCACCAGAUUUGGCGAGAGCUACAGUUACGUUGCUAAUAACAUCAAUUCGAUGUUUUCUCAGGGUUAUGCAACGGAUCAACAUCAGGACAAUUUUGAAAACCUGUCUUCAGACAGAGGGACAGGCAGGAGGCUCAGAAGGAGAAUAGCAAAAAACUCUGUUGAACUGUCAGAUGUCAAAUUGAAUAACAAACAGUCAAGCGUGGAGCCCAAAAAUAUCCCCAGCAGCUGGGAGGAAGGAUACCUUCAGAUAGCAAGGCACAUCAAUAAAUACUUUGGUGCCAAAGUCACAGAUGAAGCUCAAAAUAAGACAGAAGAACUUCCUAGGGAAGCACAUAAUACCUACGAGAGACACCUGUCAACACAAUCUACUUCACAAGCUCACAGCGGCAGGUCACAACAACAGCAGGAAAAGCCUUUCAUCCAGGGAAGCGUGGGGCUUUUCCACAGCAGCCCAAAUACAACGAAGUUUGGGGAAAACUAUUUCCAGACAUCCAGUCAUAUUAAUCAGUAUUUCAAGAGUGAAAGCCAACUGGAUGAGGACAAUGAUCUUCAAACAGGGAUCGUACCCAAACAUUUCUCCAAUCCAUCUCUCAUGGACUGUCUUCGCCACCCAACAAGUGCCAUUCCAGAUCUGCUGGGAUCCGUUCUAAGAAUGGACUCUUCCUCAUCCAGGACCACCAGACCGAAAAAGGCUGGCACCUCACCGCAGGCAAUAUUGAAUAAAAAGCUCGUAAUGGGUCGUAGGCAGGCAGAGGAAGCGACGCAGGGGCUGAUCUUUGGUCUGGGACUUGCGUCUUCUGCAGAGGAUGUGACUGCCUGUGUAAACGUGCUCAACGAACACCUUAUCCGCUACCCUUCAUGCAAAGCUUUAAUCUGGCAGGAGAAAGCUGUCGUCACAUUGUUGAGACUGAGGCGAACUUACAGGUACGACCAGACUGUUCAGGCAGCACUGAGACAAGCCUUCGCUCUGGUCGGCUUCGUUGGCCCGGUCAAAGGUCAGGGCAUAAGAGUGCUCUCAAUAGAUGGUGGUGGCACAAGAGGUGUUGUGCCUCUACAGUUGCUGAAGCUCCUGGAAGAUGAGACCGGCAAAAAGAUCCACCAGCUUUUUGAUUACAUCUGUGGAGUGAGCACAGGUGCCGUUCUUGCCUUCAUGUUGGGUCUGGCCCGUUUUUCCCUGGAGGAGUGUGCUGAUAUGUAUCGUCAGUUCGGCUGUGAAGUCUUUCGGCAAAACCGAUUAGUUGGCACUAUGAAGAUGGGUUGGAGUCACUCCUACUAUAACACUGAAACCUGGGAGAAGAUACUGCAAGAGAAGCUGGGUAAAACAAUACUGAUUAAAACAUCCAGAGAUGUGUUGAGCCCGAAGGUUUCAGCUGUCAGUGCAGUGGUAAACUGGGGAACCAGUCCUAAGGCCUUCGUCUUCCGCAACUAUAACCAUAAACCCGGCGUCCUCAGCCGCUACGCAGGAGCCUCGGGCUGCCAGAUGUGGGAGGCAGUGCGUGCGUCCUCAGCUGCCCCCGGAUACUUCCAGGAGUUCCCCUUUCAAAGUGACAUUCACCAGGAUGGAGGAAUUAUACUGAACAAUCCCUGCGCCUUAGCUGUCCACGAGAGUCGUUUGUUAUGGCCCAAGCAGCCCUUCCAGUGUGUGCUGUCGCUUGGCACAGGUCGCUAUGACAACGCUAGGCGGGGACCCGCCACCUCCACCAGCCUGAGAGCCAAAAUCAGCAAUCUGAUCAGCAGCGCCACCGACACCGAAGGGGUGCACACCCUCUUGGAUGAACUUCUGGCCUCAGACGUCUACUUCCGCUUCAACCCCAUGCUGAGCGCCGAGGUUCCACUGGACGAGAACCGACCGGAGGUCCUGGAUCAGCUGCAGAGAGACACCCAGAACUACCUGGAGAGAAACCGGCCCAAAUUAGCCAAGCUGUGUUUGGUGCUGGGGGCAGAGCGCUCAUCUGCGGGGAGAGCAAAGGACUGGAUGAGUGAGAAGGUCUGGGAGAUGAGGCAGAGACUGACAUGAGCCAGUGAGAGUGUUGACACAUGGAUGCAAAUCCCGUGCACAGAUGCACACACUUACACACGUGCAGGAAAAAAAUAUCAGAAAAUUGUCAAACAACUUAAAUGCAAAAGGGAAAAAAAAGGUUUGGCAUCUGCUGAUAUAAUUUUAGAAACCUGUCAGCCUUUCACAGCACCUCAUUUUUCUCAUCAUACUCAGAUGAGAGAAAACAAUCUUUACCACUUCUCAUUGAAGUCAUUAAAAAAAGCACCUUCCAAAGAAGCUAACCAGCUGCUGAAGCAGCUGCUCUUCCCUGCAGAGAUUAAAGCUGCCAGAUAUACGAUGUUUAUGUCACAUUGUCCCCUCAUUUUUUCAUGUUUUGCUUUGACGUCUUGACAAAGAUUCACAAGAAAAGCACGUUAAUGAAAUAGCUUAAGCACUUUAUGGGAAAAGCUUCUUUUUUUUUCUAAAUACUGUCACACAAUUUGAUAAUAGCUAUAUAUUUUGCUUUUAUGAGACAUUACAGUUAACAUAGUUAUAUGUACUGCAUUAUAUGAGUAAUUGUUCUAAAUGAAUUAUUAUUUAUUCUAUUUUAUUUUAUUAUUUAUUCUUCUGUUUGUCUUUCUCUGAAGAUACUAUUUAUUAAUAAAUCCCUGCAGCUUUUAUAAGCUAUUGAGUCACUUGAAUGUGAUGGGUUAACCCCCCCCUACCCACACACCCCCAUGUGUCUGGAAGCCGUGCCCUCCCCGUCCACAACAGCUGACUUUGUCACUGACAGAAACACUUUGUGUGGAAGAGUGUGUGCUUGUGCCAGCCAGAGUGAAGCUACAAGGUCGCUGACCCGCCCCCUUUUCCAACACACUGAAAACACAACCAGCAGGCAUGAAUGAAUUAAAA
Molecule: messenger RNA, 3755 nt
Organism: Cololabis saira (Pacific saury)
Lineage: Eukaryota; Metazoa; Chordata; Actinopteri; Beloniformes; Belonidae
Product: calcium-independent phospholipase A2-gamma-like
Exons: 9
Coding region: 195-2882 (895 amino acids)
Biological process (GO): arachidonate metabolic process
Cellular component (GO): membrane
Source: RefSeq, a predicted model, not a curated record